Apaloderma vittatum (bar-tailed trogon) is the source of this 1260-nucleotide messenger RNA. RefSeq names its product family with sequence similarity 134, member B (gene RETREG1). Gene Ontology annotation, cellular component: endoplasmic reticulum membrane. Bases 152 to 1237 code for a protein of 361 amino acids. Lineage: Eukaryota; Metazoa; Chordata; Aves; Trogoniformes; Trogonidae. The transcript is spliced from 7 exons. Gene Ontology annotation, biological process: reticulophagy; negative regulation of neuron apoptotic process. The record is from RefSeq and is a predicted model, not a curated record.
UUGCUCUCCGAGCAAGGAACGCUCCUCUCAGCAGCAAACAGGACAGGUGCCUGGGUUGGUGCUUCUAAAACACAAAACAGACUAGAAGACUGUUGCCUGGAUUAUCUAGAUUGGUAGAGAGAGGGAGAGAUCAUUCCCUUUUACAUCUGAAAUGCCAGACAGUGAGGAUCUGGGACAAGAUGAAAGCUGGAAAGUCGAUUCCAGGCAAGACUACAGACCCAGAAUAAAUCAGUGCCUUUCAGAAACACUGAUGAAUUUAUUCGUAUUUCUUCAAGAAAUGUCCCACUUCAAGGAACAAAACCCUGGCAAGUUUUGCCUGUUAGUCUGCAGUGUAUGUACAUUUUUCACUGUCUUGGGAAGUUACAUUCCUGGAGUUGUCCUCUCCUAUGUCCUGUUAUUGUGUGCCUUUUUGUGUCCCUUCCUUAAGUGCAAUGAAUUUGGACAGAAAGUGUGCAGCAAAAUAAAGGCUGUUCUGAUGAAACUUGAUUUUGGAAUAGUGGAAUAUAUCAACCAGAAGAAAAAAGAGAGAUCUGAAACAGCAAAAACAAAACCCACAGAAGAUGACAGUGAAUUAGACAUAUCAGCUCUGUGUCCUAAGGUUAGUCCUGCAGUUGUUGCCAAAGAGCUGUCGGUGUCUGACACAGAUGUAUCAGAAGUAUCUUGGACCGAUAAUGGGACCUUUAACUUAUCCGAGGGGUAUUCUCCACAGACAGACACAUCUGAUGAUUUUGACCGACCUAGCGAUCACGAAGAAGCUUUCGCUAGAGAUCUUUCAGAAUUUCCUUCUUUAGAAAAUGGUGCCGUAACAAAUGAUGAUGAUGAUUCAAGCAUUGGCAUGCCCAUCCAGCAAAAACGAAAAAAAGAACAAACGUAUUUCAAGGUGGAUCGUGCUUCCAGACAGAGUAAAGAGAGACCGUCUACUGCAGGGCUCUCCUUGCCUUUGACCAGUGACCAAACCUUUAAUUUAAUGAGUGGUAUUGCUGGGGAUGUCAUCGCAGCUGCCGUGUCUGCUGCCAUCAAAGACCAGUUGCAGUCCACACAGCAAGCUCCCUCACAUGUGGUGCCCAGUUUGAGUGAGGAGACAGACACAGAGGAAGCUGAUGAUUUUGAACUGCUCGACCAGUCUGAGCUUGAGCAGAUUGAGAAGGAGUUGGGACUUUCACAGGGCCAAGAAGCAGAACCCCAGGAAAAGAAGAAAUCUUCAGGCUUCCUUUCAAAUCUGCUUGGAAGUCAUUAACCUGGAAAUUGCAGCUGGUAACA